UUUGUGUUUGUCAUUUAAUAAAUUAACUUUGACAAAAUAAACUUUUAUCAUUAUACUUUAAAUUCUGUAAUAGUAACUUUAAUCGAAUUAAUAUGAGUGCGACUAAAGCAUCAGUGCCUAUUAUUAUCAAAUUAGAUAUCGGGGACCAGUUAACAUCUAUUUCGUGUGGUCAUAUUGUUGUUGAGUUAAUAAAGUUUAUAGCGUAUCAAAGACUGCAAAUACCUUAUAGUUAUCAAUGGCUUAAGCAGGUUGUCAAUAAAAAAAAACAAUGCGUAGAGGUGAAAGAUUCAUUCCAGUCGGAAAAACAUUUUCACGUUGCUUCUACUGCUUUGGAUAAUUUAGAUUUCAUCAUCAAGAGUCUGUUGAAGGAGAUAGAUGGACCAAGUGUACCUGAAGAAGUUUGCAUUGCCCUGGGUGGCACACCAGACACAAGUAAGGAGGUUUACCGCCUUCUUCUACCAAGUUAUUGCCAUAAGUCUCAAUGCCAUUCUAAGCACAUAGCAUCAGAUCAGAGGAUACAAAUGAAUGUAUUUAGGACUUUGGUUACGACAGAUGUAUUGGGCAAAGUUUUUCAAAACACAUUGCCUCCAACAAACAUGCAUGUGUUACUAAAGAAGAAGAAUAGUACAUGUGAUGUUGUGUGCACAGAUAGUUUUGUCUUAUCUAAUGGUUACAGAUUGCCGCGAAGUUCAAAGGUUGUUGUUAUAGAUUUUAGAACUGAGAAUCAUGAAAAUCUCUCUUGUUGUAAUAAUUUUUCUGUUUUCGAGGAAGUUAUUAGUAAAAAUUUUACUGAUUUAAAAAUUUGUGAUAAUGAAAAUGAUGCCGAAGAUUAUAAUGAAAUAGAAUCAAGUAGUACAAUGACUUGGUACCAGUCUUGUUAUGUUAUGAAAGGCUUCAGAGAUUGUAUAGUUAGUGGAAGCUCUGUAACAAACAAAUGGUUACAUUUGUGACAAUAGUUCUUACUUUUUAUUGAAUGUCAUCACAUGAUGAUUACUCUGAUUUAGAAAAAUUUAUUGCUUUUUAUGAUUUUUCAUCAAAAGACUUAUUCUACAGAACCAAUACUUUAUAUUUAAGAUAUAUAAUAAUAGAAGAUAUAAGCAAAAGGCUUCUUUAUUAAAAGUCUUAACACAAGUAUAAAGUGAAUUCUCAUAGGUAAUAUUUAAGAGUACAGUCAUAUUCAUUUCUUUUAUUUGUUGACUAGUGGCUAGUUUUACCAGUUGUGCCAUAUUUUUAUCAGUUGUAUUGACUGUUAGUUGAAUUUAGACAAAUUUAUGUUUCAUUUGAUUGCAUAAAUAUAAUCAAUUUUACAAUAAAUAUGUUAAAUCAUUAAUACUUGUUUUCUCUUAUAUUUACAAAGAAAUCAGUCAAAAACCAACUAUCCAUUUUAAAAUAGUUAUUAUCUUUAAAUGGUUAUAAUAAAAUUAAGGUUUUUUUACAUAUGUUUUUUUUUUUAAAGC
Molecule: messenger RNA, 1457 nt
Organism: Papilio polytes (common Mormon)
Lineage: Eukaryota; Metazoa; Arthropoda; Insecta; Lepidoptera; Papilionidae
Exons: 3
Coding region: 93-950 (285 amino acids)
Biological process (GO): regulation of exit from mitosis
Cellular component (GO): nucleus
Source: RefSeq, a predicted model, not a curated record